CGCGUCCCUGCCCCGCCUUCCCCCCCACCCCAAGGCGGCGGCGGCCGCGGCGGCGCAGGGCGGCCGCGCGGGUGUCAAUAGCGUCUGCGGCAGCCCGCGCCGCCCCCUGGCCGAGGCUCCCCCUUGGCGAGCCCGAGCCCGAGCACGGCCUGCAGCUCGCGGCGCGGCGGCACGGGGCCCCGGGAAAGUUCCCGGCGCGAGCGCCGAGAUGCCGGGCAGCGACACGGCACUCACCGUGGACCGGACCUACUCCGACCCGGGCCGGCACCACCGCUGCAAGAGCCGGGUGGAACGUCAUGACAUGAAUACCCUAAGCCUUCCCUUGAACAUCCGCCGAGGCGGGUCGGACACCAACCUCAACUUUGAUGUACCAGAUGGCAUCCUGGACUUCCACAAGGUCAAACUCAGCGCGGACAGCCUGAAGCAGAAAAUCCUAAAGGUCACAGAGCAGAUAAGAAUCGAGCAAACAUCCCGCGACGGGAAUGUCGCAGAGUAUCUGAAACUGGUCAGCAGCGCGGACAAGCAGCAGGCUGGCCGCAUCAAGCAAGUCUUUGAGAAGAAGAAUCAGAAGUCGGCUCAGUCCAUUGCCCAGCUGCAGAAGAAGUUAGAGCAGUAUCACAGAAAGCUCCGGGAGCUCGAGCAGAAUGGGGCCCCCAGGAGCUCAAAGGACGUUGCCAAGGACAACCUGAAGGACAUCCAGUCCCCUCUGAAGGACGCCCAGGCCAGGGCUCGCGCCGCUCCCCACAGCCUGGAGAGCAGUAAGUCGGGCCUGCCGGGGGUGUCCCUCACCCCACCCGUGUUCGUCUUCAGCAAGUCCAGAGAGUUCGCCAACCUGAUCCGGAAUAAGUUUGGCAGUGCCGACAACAUCGCUCACCUGAGAAACUCCUUGGAGGAGUUCCGGCCCGAGACCAGCGCCAGGGCCUACGGGGGCAGCGCCACCAUCGUGAACAAGCCCAAGUACGGCAGCGACGACGAGUGCUCGAGCGGCACGUCGGGCUCCGCCGACAGCAACGGGAACCAGUCGUUCGGGGCCGGGGGCACUGGCGCGCUGGACAGCCAGGGCAAGCUCACGGCCAUCCUGGAGGAGCUCAGGGAGAUCAAGGACACCCAGGCGCAGCUGGCCGAGGACAUCGAGGCGCUGAAGGUGCAGUUCAAGAGGGAGUAUGGCUUCAUCUCUCAGACCCUGCAAGAGGAGACAUACAGGUAUGAGCGACUGGAAGACCAGCUGCAUGACCUCACGGACCUGCAUCAGCACGAGACGGCCAACCUGAAGCAGGAGCUGGCCAGCAUCGAGGAGAAGGUGGCCUACCAGGCCCACGAGCGGUCACGGGACAUCCAGGAAGCCUUGGAGUCCUGCCAGACUCGCAUUUCUAAGUUGGAGCUCCACCAGCAGGAGCAGCAAGCCCUGCAGACAGACACCGUGAACGCCAAGGUCCUCCUGGGGAAAUGCAUCAACGUGGUCCUGGCCUUCAUGACUGUCAUCUUGGUGUGUGUGUCCACCAUCGCCAAGUUCAUCUCACCCAUGAUGAAGAGCCGCUUCCACAUUCUCGGCACCUUCUUCGCUGUGACUCUCCUGGCAAUAUUCUGUAAAAACUGGGACCAUAUUCUGUGUGCCAUAGAAAGGAUAAUAAUACCAAGAUGAAGCCGCUGGUUCCUGUCCUCAUAUUCUUUCAAGUUUUUAUUUUGGAGAAAACUGUGCAUACUACCAAAUUUUAAAAUGAACGUUUGUGCCGACGGAAGACUACAAGGGCCGCGGCUGUGCGUUGUAAAUAACUACAGUUCUCUUCUCUCGGUAGCACUUGCCGGCUCGGUCCCUGUAUGUGGUUACCAUGAAUCUGUUUCCAUGCUCUCGCCACGUUGCUCACUGCCUUAAUCAGACCAGGUUUCCUGCCCACCCGCCCAGUCCAGCAUGGUCAGCCUCUGGUUGUUGAGCACUUGGUGGAAUUCGUGACCCAGAAGGGAUUUUAAAUCUCUCUCUCUAAGUCUCUGUCAGAAUUGAGCUGCACUCUUGCUGGCGGUUGUGUUUUCCCCGAGUCCUUUAAGCAGCGAGGAUGUGGCAUGACUUGGGGAGGGGAAGAAGCAUAGGCGUUGCCCAUGUGAGCACUUGUGGCCCGUGGAAGCACAGUAAAUCCCGUGUCAUCCGUCCCACUGUUCACUGAUGACCAUAGGUCCCAUGUGUGCCCAGUGUCCACAGUGGUCAACUGUUUGUGACUCUCUGUCACGUGGAAAUCUUAUAACACACCUGUUGAUCCAUCAGAAGUCUAACUUAAGUGUUCGGUUUCUCUUUAAAUGGUAAGACAUGAAGAUUUAUGAAUGGGCCUUACCUUCUUAUACCCAGGGAGCCGCACUCCUGAUUUCACAUUCACUGGCUGUCUUAUGCACCACCUUCAAGGCAUGUAGAGAUGCUUCCAAAUACCUCUUCAAACUGUGGCUUUAACAUUAAAUUGAUGUCUGAUAAGCACCACAUUGGAGGUUUGUGUUUUGGCACGUCUUCAUUGUGAUACGCCCCUUUGCGGAUGAGAUUCACUUUCUGUGAUUCACCUUUUUCAGUCUGUGAGGGAUAGCAAAGCUUACUCAGUAAAUGAAAAAGGAUGCUCAC
Messenger RNA from Kogia breviceps (pygmy sperm whale), 2599 nucleotides. It is a transcript of the gene TMCC3, whose product is annotated as transmembrane and coiled-coil domain family 3. The record is from RefSeq and is a predicted model, not a curated record. Gene Ontology annotation, cellular component: endomembrane system. NCBI's taxonomy places the organism in Eukaryota, Metazoa, Chordata, Mammalia, Artiodactyla, Physeteridae.